This is a messenger RNA of Mercenaria mercenaria, 2001 nucleotides long. RefSeq lists its product as uncharacterized. The record is from RefSeq and is a predicted model, not a curated record. NCBI's taxonomy places the organism in Eukaryota, Metazoa, Mollusca, Bivalvia, Venerida, Veneridae. The transcript has 5 exons. Bases 228 to 779 code for a protein of 183 amino acids.
CCAGUUGACGUCACUGUUAUUGUACAGUCACAUUACUAACAUAUGACAUUUCGAAACUUACUUUAAAAUAACUGCGCGUAUGUGGAGGAUAUUUAAUAACAACAAAUAUACCAGUUUCUGUAUUAUUACUGAUGUCUUUCUAAUAUGAAGUAAACAGGUAGUGACAAAAUUCUGUACAUACGUAUUUACAGAUAAUUCUCGUAAAUCAGGGAUAAAUAUACUUAACAAUGGGAAAAGGAAAAGAUGGCGGCCUUGAAUGUUGUAUGGCAUGUGGCGCAGCAGCAUGCUGUUGUCUAAUGGUUAUCAUAGUCAUUGCAUUAGCGGGACUUGGUAUUGCUAAAAUUGUCAUGGGGGCUAUUUAUUUACAUGACUGUAGCAUCGAGGACCUCAUUCCGAUCUGGCUGAUUGUAAGCGGAUGUGCUCCAAUUCUGUUCGGUGGAUUUGGUAGACAAAAUAACGAGGACAGUGGCGACGGUAACAAGUUAUGUGGAACCAUUUGCGGUGUCAUCGGCUUCCUUUUCAACCUUGCCUGGCUCAUCUGUGGAAGUGUGUGGGUUUAUCCUAACUACAGGACAGUAACAGCUGAUGAUUUUACACCAUGUACGGGAAACAUCACUACUGGUUGUACUCAAGGGAAUUGUGACAAAAGUCUUAUCACAUUUGCUUUUGCGAUGGCGACACUUGACUGGAUAUUCAUGGGCCUUUGGAUCGUUCUAAUCGGGUGUCUAAUUCUAAGAGUGUGUAAAGGUUCGAAAAAAAAUGAUAUCAAUCUGAUAUAAAACAAAAUGGAAAGGGCGUGCGUUUAGCCUUGUUGUUUAUAGUAUAUGAAGAUAAACGCAAGAAUAUUCUCAGCGAAACAAUUUGAUAUCAAACUCCCCAGGAAAUGUGAAUAUGGCUCAACAUUAUGAAGACAAUACACAUUAUGUAUCGAAAGAACCUUGAAAUAUAUUCAUUCCAAGAAUUUGUAGCUAUACGAGAUACGCAUUUUUUACGUAAAUAUCCAUACAAUUUUGAUGCAGCACGGGUUUAUAGGUGUAAAUUUAAUCCGCCUUUAACGUGUUUAUCUUUUCAUUGCGUUUAUUGCUAUUAAUAUACUUUUUGAUAUGAAAACUGCCUAGAAAUGUUUUAAAUGCUGGAGGGUAUAACUGUAAUUAGUAAUACGUAUUUUGAUGUAUCUAAACCGGAACAAAAUGUUAUUUUACGGGGUUCUCAAACUUUGAUAUCGGAAACGACAUUAGUGAUCGUAACUGAACUAGAUUAUUGUAAUCUGCUGCUGUAUUUACAUUUUACAUGCCUUUUGAUAUCGGGACCGCUUUAAUUACAUGAGAUUAUAGCUGUAGAUAGCCAUUGUAUACCGAAACUGCCAUAUAUUGUUGAUAUUGUCAUAGAAUAUAGCUACAGGUAUGCAUUUUGAUAAUAAUAUCAAAAACGCAUUGAAAUCUCGUUGUGCAUGAGGUUGUAGUUGUAGAUACGCAUUUUGAAGACAUAACCGUCACAAGUUGUCGAAAAUUGCAGUUUAUUUCAACGUCAAUGAUGAAUUAUAAAAAUAAGGAAACAAUAAAUGAUAUAUUUCUGACACAAGUACAAUCUUGACAAAUUUGAGCAUAUUUUGACACUUUGAGAGACUGUGUCUAUCCAGAAAGUUGAAACGUAGAAGGUGAAAUUAUUUUACAAUUUUUGAAAUUGUACUUUAUGAUUAACAUUAUUUGUUAUGAAAUGCGCAAUAAAGUAUUGUCACUUAUAUAUAAAACAAAUAUAUUGUUACAGUUAAAAUAUGGAGUUACCGGUUAUUUUUAUAUUUAUAUUCUGACCAGUUAAACAUUUGCCAAGAGACAAAAGCCCUUGUUUCUGGUCCAAAAAUAAUUUGCCAGUGUAUAAUGAAUAAAAUUCAAAUCGCAUGAAAAGUAUUUACUUUAUCGGCAUACAUUAAUGCUUCUAGAACUGAUAGCAUCCGCUGAGGCUGUUAGGUGUGUCCCUUUUUGACUUGGCAAUGCAUUAUAA